Messenger RNA from Cygnus olor (mute swan), 4084 nucleotides. Its product is annotated as E3 ubiquitin-protein ligase RNF170-like. Bases 602 to 1276 code for a protein of 224 amino acids. The transcript is spliced from 7 exons. NCBI's taxonomy places the organism in Eukaryota, Metazoa, Chordata, Aves, Anseriformes, Anatidae. The record is from RefSeq and is a predicted model, not a curated record. Gene Ontology annotation, molecular function: ubiquitin protein ligase activity; metal ion binding.
GACUUCUGUACUAGGUUUUGUACUGUUAAGAACAUUUAUUUUAUUAUAUAGUUGUCCUCUUUUAUAAUUUCUGUUAGCUUUUUAAAAAUUUUUCUUUUAGACCUCUUCAUUUGGUUACUGUUCCUUCCUUCUGGUACUUUACGUCCUUUCCCUUCACGGGAAAUAACAGUGUCAUGUCAUUCCUACCCACAUCUUUAUGCAGUAUCCUACUCACUUCCCACAAGCACGUAAUUCUCCAUGUCUUCCUGUUGAUUUCAUAUGCUUUUUCUCUACAGAUUCAGCAUCCCACACCUUCACUUUCUUUAUAUGGUUUCUAGAGACACUUCCUCUUUCCUGGGUUUAUGCUACACGUGCCAGGGAACAGCAGAAGGCAGCAGCUUUCCAGGAAACCUGGAUUUAACCAGGAACAGAGCCAGCAGGGCAGGGAAUGCACCAGCCAGGGCCAUGUCCCACAGUACCUCAGCAGUGCAGGUACAUUGAAAAGACAGUGCAAUGUUGUGACUUCAUUUGGCUAAGGAGUAUUUGGCAGAAAACUUGACAGACCCUUGCCAUUGGGCAACGAAGUUAAUAAUUGACAAAGACGUACAGCGGGCCUUCAUGAAUGAUUCCACACCAUAGCACUGACAGCCCGUGUAACUUACUCAGCUCCUCGCAAGCAGUUCUGCAAAGAGGAAUGGAAUCACUCCAAAUCUGGCAGCCUAGGAACCACAGAGACUUCAGCUGCCCCAUCUGUCUCCAAACAGCUACUCUCCCAGUAGAAACCAACUGUGGACAUUUAUUCUGUGGCUCCUGUCUAAUCACGUACUGGAAACAUAGUCCCUGGUUAGGAGCAAUAACCUGCCCUCUCUGCAGACAAAAGGUGGUUCUUCUGGAUAACAUCUCUUGUGAAAAGCAACAGGAUAAGCCAAGUAAACAAGUUGUACAUGACAUUAGAGCUUACAACAAGCGUUUCUCAGGGCAAACUCGACCGUUUUCAGAUUACCUUUACGACAUGCCGUUAUUCCUGACUCUUGCCUGGCGAGGAAUCUUUACCUGGGGUGGUCUCGUAUGGAUUUUUUUCAUAAGAGUUGUUGUUUGCUCCUUCGGAACAAUCAUAUGCUUAUCGUCUCCUUUUGACACGAUGCCUGGGCCUCUCUGUAGAACACUUGGAACAGCUGAUGACAUGGUAGUUGUUUCCCUUCUUUUAAUUUGUAUGAUAAACAUUUGUCAGCAAAUUGCAUCAAACGGGGUAAAUAUGGCAAGGUCUGCGGCUCAGAGCAUGCUGUCGGAAUCCUGAGUGACUCAAACAUUGAUUCUUUGGUCAAACUCCAUCAAACAGUGACAGACUUCUUCAUUUGGGUCAGCAUGUGACGGAUUUGUCAUUCUGUUGCAGACAAAGGCUGAAGCAGGACUUGGUGAUAUUUGGCGUGGCCAAGUGAUUUGAUGUGCAAGUGCUUAGAAGGCUAGUUUUACAUGCCACUGUAUAUUUGCUAGGCUCUUUCAUGCUUCACUUUUCUACAGCUUAUCCUCAUAUAAAGUGCCUGAAUUGAAACUGCUUAAGGCAAUGAACAGAACCUAAAAUUAAAAUGCCAAUCAAAUUGCAGUUGAAGAUUUUUAGAACUCUUAAGCUUCGACAUUUUACAUCUUGGCUCAAUUUGAGUAAAACGUUAAUUUGAGAAUUUAGCAAACUCUGCAAUUUGCUAGGUCUCAUAUAACAAAAGUAAUGUUUGGUAAUACCUCUACAAAAUCGUGUACCGGUACUUUGUGCUAUCAGAGCUGAUUACACGUCCAUUGGAAUACAGAUUUUUACGGCUCUGCAAUGAGUACAGUCCAAUUCUGAAAUUGGACAACGUGGUAGUAAUACUGGCUUGGAACAAAAAAGCAACUGUAAAGUAGAAUUAUUACAAGGGGAGAACAGCAUUAAAAGGAUCAUGCAAGAAAUGUGAACAAAUCUCGGUGUAAGUCUUCCGUGCAAGCCUAAGCAAGGUACACAGCUUUGUUGAAAUCUGUGCACCUAAGCUUUAACAAAGUCACCAUAAACGUUUGCUUCCUUUGUAGGCUUCAUACACUCCUUGUGAUUUCCUUGUAAGUCAUGGUACUGGUUCAGCCAGACAGAUCCAGGCUAAGUUUAUGAUGGUGAUAAUAAAGUUUAUAGAAAGUCUGCUAAAGUUGGUGGGAGUGGGGGGGGGGGUUGUGUUGAGCUGUGAAGAGUUAAAAAUGCUGGUACAGUACCAGACAAUCCUACACGUCUGUCUCUAUAUAAUCUGUACAUUUGCUAUGUAUUUGGAGUCAGUGAACUUAUUUUUACAUAUGACUUGUAUAUUAAAAUUGAUAUAUUAAAAUAUAUGAAUAUUUAUUGUUCACAAUACACUGGUCUCCAACUGUUUUUUUCUUUCUACACAUUUUCAAUUGACAUAUUUUAUUGUACCCUUGAAUUGUAUGUUAUGAUAUACCAGUAUGUUGCAGUUAUUUUCUUGCUUGUUAUACUCUUUUUGUUAUGAUGUUUUCUCAUUUUAUUCCCAUCAACUUUCAUUGUCUUUAAUUAUGUCCCUGAACUUGUAAAGCUGUUUCUCUUAACAAUGGGUACUUUGGAAAUGGCAACAAUUGCUUUUCCAUGAACUACAAGGCAGGAAGUGCAUUGUUUCUUUAAAAAAAUUACCAGAUGUUUUUGAGUGCUGACUACUAACAUAAAAACCCCAGAAACUAUUAUUUUCCAAGUUCUCUAAGUGUAAUUUUGUUAUUGUGUAACUUCUGUUUGCAUUUAACUGGGAAUUACAGCCUAUGCCAAUACAAAAGAAUGGAACUUCUAUCAAGCUAAAUGUAUAAAGAUGGAGUCCAUUUUUACGAAUACUGAUGCAUGGAGAGGGACUGACUGUAGGUUGUUUCUCUUGCAUAAUAAAGGCUCACCAAGAGGGUUGAAGAUUGCAGUCUGAAGAAAAGAAGGGUUCUCAUCAGUGACCUAUAACACACUUACAGUUGAUUUGAGUACGUUCUGUUCUGUUCCCCCUCACUUCUUAGUCCUUUAGGGGACUCCCUAGGGCCUCUGUUUGUGCUUUUAAAACAGAACAGUAUCUUUUAUUAAAAAGUAACAUACAAAUGCAGAGAAAAAGAAUUUCUGAGAGAAUCUCACUAAAGGCCCUGACAGUGUUUGGAACAUUCAAGAUCAAAACAAUUUGUAUGGUCUGAGGUGAAAUGUUUCUGCAGUAUACAACCAGAGCGUCCAGCCAUGCCAUGAUCUGGUGGUGUUAGUGUGACAGUACCCUGCAGGACUAACUAUCCAGUGCAGCCUUCAAAAUCACUUGAAAGCAAAUGGAAGCCUCUUGUUGACUCGAUUUGGCCAGCAGGCAGCCAGGAAGGUUUCCGAGCACUGACAAAUGCAAGUCUAAGGAAGUAGACACUCUCUCUCCUUCUGCAUUCCUUCUGUACCUGCUGUCACUGGGUUUAGCCCUGCAGCUGGCAGGCUGUGUAGAUGCACAAGCUUUGAGCUGGGUCUGUCUGAAGCAACAUGAUGAGAAUGGCCACGGAGAGCUGGACUGUCUCAGGGCUGACUCCCCGUGAGGCAGCUGGCAGGGUGGAAGGAAUGCAUCUGCGUUAUGAACAUAUUUUCAGCAACUGUCUGCUCAACCUAGUCCUUCAGUAUCAACAGUGGACUGUCUCACAUCUGCACAGAGAUUAAUGUGUACUGAGGGUGAGCUACUUGCAGAAGACAAAACAGCUCAAGUUAUUGAUAGCAAAACAACUGUGCUGCGAGAGUGGAGACAGAAAAACGAGUAGGAAACGGAAGAAAACAGAUAGGGAAAGAUUGCACAGCUGCAAAACUGAUUUCCAAAUAUCAGCCACCAAAAAAAAAUACUAUAAUCAUAGUUAAAAAAAAAAAAAGAACAUUCCAAUGAAAAUCACAUCUCAGCUGUAGCAGAUACCAAUAUUAAAAGGGCCACGUGUGACACCAUUGGUGUGAUACCCGUGAGAAGCACAGCAAAGGUCAGGGAUUCAGGUCCAUCUGAGCCAGAGGUGUUGUUCCUCGUGCUACUCCUUCGUGUUGCCAGUCUGUAAACACCAGCACCAUGGUACCAGCAGCUGGCUCUGUCUUCUCUGACGGGACUAC